CGCGGGCGCGGGGUCACUGGCGCCCCCGCGUGCAUCUGCCCGCAGGAGGCCGCUUCGUCGUGACACUGAGUGCGCCCCGCCACAGGCCACCUUCCCACCGGCUCGGGACAGGGGUUCCCUCCGAGUGCAUGUCUCCAGGAAGAAGAAAUUGACUAAAUGAAAAACAUGAAGUCAAAUAGAAUUAGAAUCCCACUUGCUAUUAUUUCAAGUCAGGGACGUAAAAGUAUACCAGUGCUGUCUUUCCCCAGUGAUAUCCUGGGUUUCAUUACUGGAAACACCCCAUUUUUCUAAUACUCAUUAUGUCCGGAGGGAAAUCUCCUGUGAAGAAAAAAGCUCGUAGAAGUUUAUCAAUCAGUAAAACUAAAAAAAAUGAGUGUAACUCUAUUAUUUCGUUUUUUAACAAUGUCCCACCUGCUAAACUUGCCUGCCCCAUUUGUAGUAAAAUGGUGCCGAGAUACGACUUAAACCGGCAUCUUGAUGAAAAGUGUGCUAACAAUGAUGACAUUGCCCCAGUUGAUCUGAGGCAUGUUGGCUUAGAGAAUUCAAAUGGGUCCCCAGUAAAUUUAACCAAUACUGUCUUAGAAAAUGUAAUGCCAGAAAAGUUGUCACCAUCAAAGACAAGUUUAACCCCUGAGCAAAGUGAUUCGGCAAAAAUGGGCAUAAAACAGACCAGCCCCUACUUUAAAAAUAAUAAUGACUUGGCAUGCAAAAGUCCAGAUAAGCUGAGACAUCAUAAUGUGAAAGUCAUUACUUUGGGAAGCCUAUCAUCUAAAUUGUCCAGAAGAUACAUAGAGGCUAAAAGAUCAAUAUGUAAGGGGAAUGAAGAAUUUGCCAGUAAGAGUCCACAGAGUCCCUCGUCCACAGUGGUUAGGAGCCCAGUUGAUAAGUGUUCAGAGACUGAGGACAAGGAUCAAAUUUUGGAGAACAGUUCUCAAAAGGAAAACGUGUUUACCUGUGACUCUCUUAAGGAACAGAGAACUUCUGAACAUACUGUAGAAGGCGCUAAAGUACUGGAAGCUGAAAGCCAAAAGGCUACCCAGGAAUGUGGGAGAUCACCCCUCACCCCUGCCUUCUCAGAUAACGCUUCUGUGUUAUUUUCACCAAAUUUAACUCCUGGGAAUCCAUUGAGAUCUACUUCAGAGGACAGUCUUGAGUGGGAGACUAUCACAGGAAUAGAUGGUAAAGAUGUUGAAAAAUGUGAGGCAGGUAGUUGUGAAGAAGUAAAAAUGACUGUUGCUUCACAUGCUAAAACACAGUUGUCAGAUUGGGAGGCAAAAUCUCAUAGUUCUACACAUGAUGAUUCUAAAGGUUGUAACAUCCAGGACCUUCUGGAAGGUGACAGUGACUUAAAGAAUGAAAUCACUUGCAGAAUUCCUUCGGAGCAGGGGUCAAGCUGUGAUGUUCCUGAUAGAACAAUUACAGUACCACCAAGUCAUCCUUACUACCUUCAGAGUUUCCUGGUGGUGCUGAAAGCUGUAUUUGAGAACGAAGAGGAUAGGAUGCUCUUCGAUGAACAUGAGCAGGAAAUUGUAACUAAAUUUUAUCAGUUAUCAGCUAGUGGUCAGAAGUUAUAUGUAAGACUUUUUCAACGUAAAUUCGGCUGGAUUAAGAUGAAUAAAUUGGAAUACGAAGAGAUUGCCUCUGACCUAACACCUGUGAUUGGAGAAUUGCAGCAAGCAGGCUUUCUGCAGACAGAGUCUGAGUUGCAAGAACUCUCUGAAGUGCUUGAACUGCUUUCUGCUCCUGAAUUAAAAACCCUGGCGAAGACCUUCCACUUGGUGAAUCCCAACGGACAGAAACAGCGGCUGGUGGACACCUUUCUCAAAUUGGCCAAACAGCCUUCAGUUUGCAUGUGGGGCAAGAAUCAGCCUGGAAUCGGUGCAGUGAUUUUAAAAAGAGCUAAAGGCUUGGCGGGACAGUCACUGAGAGUCUGUAAAGGUCCUCGAGCUGUUUUCUCCCGGGUCUUGCUGCUGUUUACAUUGACGGACUCGCUGGAAGAUGAGGAAGCCGCCUGUGGUGGUCAGGGGCAGCUUUUUCCUGUGCUGUUGGUCAGUCUUGGCCGGAUGGAGUUUCCUAGAUACACCAUCAAUCGGAAAACCCAAAUCUUUCAAGACAGAGACGAUCUCAUCAGAUACGCAGCUGCUGCACACAUGCUGAGUGACAUUUCUACCGCGAUGGCCAAUGGGAACUGGAAAGAAGCUCACGAGCUCUCUCAGUGUGCAAAAAGUGAUUGGAACAAACUGAAAAGCCACCCUUCCUUGAGAUACCAUGAGAAUUUACCACUCUUUCUGCGCUGUUUUACUGUUGGGUGGAUUUAUACACGGAUUUUGUCUCGGACUGUUGAAAUAUUGCAGCGACUUCACAUGUAUGAGGAAGCAGUCAAGGAGCUUGAAAGCCUCUUGUCCCAGAGAGUGUAUUGUCCUGACAGCAGAGGCCGGUGGUGGGAUAGACUGGCACUCAACUUACACCAGCACUUGAAACGCCUUGAACCGGCUAUCAAGUGCAUCACAGAAGGGCUGGCAGAUCCGGAAGUCCGAACAGGACACCGUCUCUCACUGUACCAGAGAGCUCUGCGCCUGAGAGAGUCUCCGAACUGUCAGAAGUACAGGCACCUCUUCCAUCAGCUACCAGAAAUAACUGUGGAUGACGUUAAACAUGUGACCAUCACGGGCCGGCUCUGCCCGCAGCGUGGGACGGGCAAGUCCGUGUUUGUGCUGGAGGCUGGGGGGCCCGCCGCCCCCGCCGCAGUCCUGUGCUCUGUGGAGGAGGUGGCGCUGGCCUACUACAGACGCAGCGGCUUCGACCAGGGUAACGCACGGUGUUUCUCCCGGGCCGCCGGGCCCCCGGGGAUGGUUCGGCAGCAGCGGGUGGCUACCGUCUCUCCGUCCGGCCCGGUGGGCGAUGCUGCUGACCUGGGAGGGUGUGGGAAGGGGUUUUACUCACGAUAGUUGCUAAAGGCCGUCUUCUUCCAUUGAAGCAGCAUCUACCACCCAAGGCCUGGGAGGAACAGCGCUUUCUGGUGGGAUGUUAGAAGCAAGUGGAACUGGUUUUGCUCUCAGAGAGCUUAUGUUGGGCCUGGGAGUUCGGGAGGCAGAGGACUCCCAGGAGGGCUGCCUGGUAGCAAAGCCCGUUAGAGGAGGUAGGAGCCGUGGAGCUGGGCCAGGCUGUUCUGGAAAGAGCGAGCGGGCCUCAUAGCUAACAACUUUAAGGGGAUUGAAGGACCAAGUCCUGGGAUAGCAUAGCACCAGAGGAACCGGAGAAAUUGCUAGAAAGAGCAGUGCUUUGUUUCUGUUUUUGUUUUCUUUUUUGUGCGUUUUUUAUUGCAGAGAAUGAAUGCUUUAUCUGAGGCCCAGGAAAAGAGGAGACGUUGGGAAUUUGCCUUCUGAUGAGCUUGUCAGUCUGUCCUUAGCGAAAUGUAGUACCGACUAGAAAAAGUAAAAUCAAACGCUGUGAGAGAGGAAUUACAGAGGAAGGGGGAGGGCAAGGCAGUUCUGGAGAGGCCCACU
Molecule: messenger RNA, 3506 nt
Organism: Leptonychotes weddellii (Weddell seal)
Lineage: Eukaryota; Metazoa; Chordata; Mammalia; Carnivora; Phocidae
Source: RefSeq, a predicted model, not a curated record